AUGGCCAAGUCAGACCAGUACGAGCACGAACACCGCGAAGAGAUGGACGUCGAGUCCGUCAAGCAUCGCGAGGAGAGCCUUAUCGCUGCCUACGUGCCUGACACGGAGGAGGAGAAGAGGCUUGUCCGCAAGAUUGACCUCUACCUCCUGCCUUGCAUUUGGUGCAUGUACCUGAUGUCCUACCUGGACCGAACCAACAUCGGCAACGCGAAGAUUGCGGGGAUGGAGAAGGAUCUCGAGCUCACCUCGGAUCGAUACUCGAUUGCACUCGUCGUUUUUUUCAUCGGCUACGUUUUAUGUGAGAUACCGAGCAACAUGAUUUUGGCCCGGACACGGCCGAGCAGAUUCCUCCCGACCAUCAUGUUCAUCUGGGGCCUCGUCACGAUGGGCAUGGCCUGGGUGCCCAACUACAAGGCCCUCAUCGGGUUCCGUGUCGUUGUCGGUAUUCUCGAGGCCGGAUUUGCACCAGGCGUCAUCCUCGUCAUCUCGUCGUGGUACAAGAAGUCGGAGCAGAGCAAGCGGUUUGCGGUUUACAUCUCAGCGGCGAUCUUGUCGGGUGCCUUUGGAGGGCUCCUGGCUGGGGCAAUUACAGCCGGAAUGGAUGGAGUCCAUGGCUUAUCCGGCUGGAGAUGGCUCUUCCUCAUCGAAGGCGUCGCCACCUCUGGUGUUUCCGUCAUCUCCGCCUUUGUCCUCCUCGACUUCCCGGCCACGACGUCCAAGUUCAGCCCUCGCGAGCGCGAGCUUGCAAUGCAGCGUCUCCUCGCCGACAAUGUCCAGAACGACAACGACGAGGACGCGCCGAAGCCAACCCACCUCGGCGCUCUCAAGAUGGCCCUCCUCAACUGGCGCGUAUGGCUCUUCGUCGUCGGAUACAUGGCCAUCGUGGGCUCCUCGACCCUGUCGUACUUCUACCCGACCCUCGUCAACGGCCUCGGCUACACGGCGCACAUCGCGCAGUACAUGACCGUGCCCAUCUAUGGCGCCGCGUUCGUCGUCACCCUCGCCACCGGCGUCGUGAUGGACCGCUACCCGCAGAACCGCGGCCUCGUGCUUGGCGGCUGGCUGACUUUUGCCAUGCUGUGCUCCGUCGUCAUCUGCGCCGUCUACAACUUCACCGCGCGCUACGUCCUGCUCGUGCUCAUGGCCAGCGCGCUCUGGGCCGCCAACGGCCUCGCCAUCUCGUACGGCUCCUCGACCUUCGGGUACAUGGCGCCCGAGGUCCGCGCCAUCGCGCUGGCCUUCAUCAACGCCAUGGGCAACCUCGCCCAGAUCUACGGGUCCUACCUGUUCCCCAGCUCUGGCGCGCCAAAGUACCUCAUGGGCUUCGGAGUCAUCAGCGGGCUGUGCUUCACGGGGGUCGUGUCGUACCUGACGAUUCAUGUCGUGCUGCGCCGGUGGCCCAUUCAUAAGUAG
Molecule: messenger RNA, 1413 nt
Organism: Microdochium trichocladiopsis
Lineage: Eukaryota; Fungi; Ascomycota; Sordariomycetes; Xylariales; Microdochiaceae
Product: putative vitamin H transporter
Exons: 3
Coding region: 1-1413 (470 amino acids)
Biological process (GO): transmembrane transport
Cellular component (GO): membrane
Molecular function (GO): transmembrane transporter activity
Source: RefSeq, a predicted model, not a curated record